Lathyrus sativus (Indian pea) is the source of this 1248-nucleotide messenger RNA. The record is from the annotation of a GenBank genome assembly. NCBI's taxonomy places the organism in Eukaryota, Viridiplantae, Streptophyta, Magnoliopsida, Fabales, Fabaceae.
AUGCCGGAUGUUCAUAUCCUUGUUAAUGAUUUUGUGAAUCAGCUUAAAAAACGUAAAAUUGAAGGUUCUCAGGCCACAGCAAAGCAGACAGCAGAGUUGCUUCGGUCUGUGAUUUCACAACAGAGGUUGCCUCAAACAAACCAGGCCACAGCUCUGAUUAAUGCAGUAAGGGUUGUGGGGGAGAAGCUUAUUGCUGCUAAUCCUGUUGAGCUUGCUGUGGGAAAUAUUGCGAGGCGAGUUUUGCACAUUAUAAGGGAGGAGGAUCUUUCCCUUGCCACAGCUGCUAUAGCUGGUUUGGAGCUAUCAGCUGUAAGUGACGACGAAGAUGAUGUGGAUCGGGAUGAUUAUCCUGUUUUAUCUGCUGCUGCUGUUGCAGCUGCUGCAAGAAGCACCUUGCGUCCACCAUCAUUGCAAACUCUUCUAGAAGAUGCACCUAUUACAGCUGCCGUUCCACACACAUCUUCUUCAGGGGGUGAUUCUGAAGGGAAAAGUAGAUCUGUUGAUAAGAGUUCAAGAGGUCGGAAGUUGAAGCACGAUGUCAUUGAAGCAGUUAAUGAACUUAUUCAAGACAUAUCUACUUGCUAUGAACAAAUAGCUGAACAAGCAGUAGAGCACAUUCAUCAGAAUGAGGUAAUAUUAACCCUAGGAAGUUCAAAGACAGUGUUGGAAUUUCUCUGUGCUGCAAAGGAGAAAAAGAGAUCAUUUAAGGUCUUUGUUGCUGAAGGUGCCCCAAGAUAUCAGGGACAUCUCCUUGCAAAAGAAUUGGCUGCUAGAGGCUUACAGACCACAGUGAUUACUGACUCUGCAGUUUUCGCCAUGAUUUCCCGAGUGAACAUGGUUAUAGUUGGAGCUCAUGCUGUCAUGGCUAAUGGUGGAGUUAUUGCCCCAGUUGGAUUAAAUAUGGUUGCACUUGCAGCUCAAAGGCAUGCUGUUCCUUUUGUUGUACUUGCUGGAAGUCACAAGUUGUGCCCUUUGUAUCCACACAAUCCUGAAGUCCUACUAAACGAGCUGAGAUCCCCGUCUGAGCUACUUGACUUUGGGGAGUUCUCGGAUUGCAUGGAUUCCGCAAGUGGUGGAGGUUCUCUUCAUGUCGUAAACCCAACAUUUGAUUAUGUGCCACCAAAACUUGUUAGUCUCUUUAUUACUGACACUGGAGGGCAUAACCCAUCAUACAUGUACCGGCUCAUUGCUGAUUACUAUUCAGCUGAUGAUUUGGUUGUGAAACGAAGACCUGCUACUGGGAUUUGA